Molecule: messenger RNA, 1313 nt
Organism: Magnolia sinica
Lineage: Eukaryota; Viridiplantae; Streptophyta; Magnoliopsida; Magnoliales; Magnoliaceae
Exons: 2
Coding region: 89-949 (286 amino acids)
Source: RefSeq, a predicted model, not a curated record
UUAAUUCUUUGUUUUGGGAGAGAGAGAGAAUGAAAUACAGCGGAAAACUUCACCAAUCCAUCCAAUUCCAACUCCCCUUCUUCUCUCGAUGGAGAGUAAACGGGCCGAGAGAACCCGAAAAACCGGAUCCGAUAAAUCGUGCUUGCCGUCGUGUUUCGGGUUCUCUGGGAGCUUCUCGGGUCGCGGCAAGAAAGAGAAGCGCCGGUUCUCUUGGUGGAGGUCUUGGAUUAAGAAGCCCGGGAUAAAGACGGUGCCUGUGGAUGUAGCGACCGUCCGGAAGGCGACACGUGGAAACGACGACGACUCAGAAAUCGAGGAGGGAUUUGUUAGCUGCGCCGGGAAGCGUCAAAUUGCAGGCGAUGAGGAGCGGAAUGCGGUUGCGGUGUCAGAUCAGGGCGUUGUUGGGAAAUCUGGAAAGCCCAAGUAUGGAUGUGGCCAGCUUUCAUCAGCAGCGGAAAUCCUGACCGCAGAAUCUCGAAACGCCAACGAGACCUCCGUUUCCACAAAGGAAGUGACGUGUCAAAGAACGGCCCAGACACCUCGGAAAACCAGAAGCGGAUCGGGUUCGCCUCAGAUCCCCUCCUCGCCUUUUCUCCCGCCCGGCCGUCGCAAACAAGCACAUCCGACUGGAAAUUUUCGGCUAGCCGGCCAGAAACACGACCGGAAGAGUGACAUACCCGUCGGAAAAUUCGAUCCGGUGGUCGGAUUGUCGGUCCUGAUGGUAAUCCUCGCGAUCAUGCUCGUGUGGGGCCGCACGUGCGCGAUCGUGUGCACCUCGGCCUGGUUUUAUUUCAUCCCCUGCCUGAGGACGACUGAAAAUUCCGGCGAGGCCGCCGGAGAACUUCCGGAAACCGUCAAGAUCGACGUGGAUUCCGAAGAGUAUAAGAAGAAAAUCAUCUUGGAAGGAUUGUUGGAGAGGAACCGACGAAAUCCGCCUGUGAUUUUGUAAACGGGCAGGUGGUACAUGUUAGCAUUUUACUUCCCGCAGUUGCUACCAUGCGCUGGGGACUGGUCAAACCAUGCCCACAUGGAAAAGAGUCGUCAAUGGGAUCCGAUCCAACGGUCUGGAUUCUCUUACUCGGGUUAGAUGUGAACCAUGUAGAGUGGUUGGUAAUUGACUCUUAUUAAUGUUAGUAAGUGGUUCGCUUAUGAUGAUACGGAGACAGGUGGCAGAAUCUGAUCCAACGGUUCAGAUUGUUUGGCCCAGUAAGAGAUCCUGCAGGCCCACGUUAGCCUUUAUCUUUUCCGUUACCAUUGUAUUUUCUAUUGUAAAUUAUACAUAAAAAGAAAAAGAAAAAGUCAAUUUGUGUAAA